AUGCUACGAGCCACGAUCUUUGUUAUGCUUGUGCUGCUUGCCGGCUUUUGGCCAAGUCUGGGGGAAAAGAAUUCCAAAUUGAAAAAUAAAUCUGAACUGAAAGCGGCAGUAGAGAGAGUUUUUAGCCGAAAACGAAGGGCGCUUUUGUUUCCACCAGGAUCGUUUGUGAAGUUCACAUGUUCCUUUGCCACUGGCCUCAUUGCGACCUAUCCGAAGGGUAUUACAUUUGUGUUGGAGGAGGCUCUCUACUUUCCAAUUCCUGGAACACUGGAGGAUGUUUACCCUAAAAGGUUCCGGCCCAAAACUACAACGAAGAAGCCAGAAAAGCUUUCGGAUUCUAUUGUCUAUAUACCAGGCACCGAUUGGCGUUUCAAGGCCCAGACCCUACCGAAGCCCAAAUGGAGACAGCCACCUCCAAAAACCCAUCGAAUUGAUGAUGAAAGCUAUGCAAAUCCUUUCAAAUGGCAACAGUGGAGCCAAUACUCCAAGUAUUCGGAUCAAAAAUGGCAGAAUCAUCAGUGGAAAGGCUGGAAUCAGGAGAAGGUAUCAAAGUGGACCACGCCAUCUCCCAAGUGGAAUCGAUACAGUGAAGCGUGGAAUUCCCAUCAUGUCCGUGGCCAUCGGGAUCGAAGGGACUUGUUUGAUCGAUUCACCAAAUUAAGUACUCUCAUUGGCAUUGAUGUCAAGUCGUGUAUUCUACGGACUAUAUGUGAUAGUAAACGAUUGCUUUUGCCGCCAGGAUAUUCUAUGUUGCACGACAUGCUUCGUUUGAUUUUCACAUUACCACGAUUGGAUGGUUUGAAAGAUGAAUACAGUCGCAUUAUGGACCGCGAUCCAGACGAGUGCUCCGAGGAAUUGAAGACGAAGUGUAAUAUGAACUUUUUAAUUUGGUUACUAAGUGGUAGAGUCGAAUAA
Molecule: messenger RNA, 915 nt
Organism: Drosophila bipectinata
Lineage: Eukaryota; Metazoa; Arthropoda; Insecta; Diptera; Drosophilidae
Source: RefSeq, a predicted model, not a curated record